UGGAGCUGGAGCAGCGGACAGCAGCUGAUUCAGUUUCACCGCCGCAGACUCGCACAGGAGCCGCCACUGACAGGCACCUCCACAGACAGACAGAAGACAUUGUGGAAGAAGUCGCAGAAACCUUCAUUCUCCGCUGUCUUCUUCUGAACACCUGCCAAAAAGUGCAGCAUCACCACCAACUGCAGCGAGUUUUUGAAGGUUCUGUUUAACAUCAAGGGGUAUUUGAAUCAUGUCGCUGUCCGUUGUAACUGGACCAGGCCUUGUCCUGUGAAUGCCUCUGUCUGUUGUCAUUUAACAUCUUGGUUCUUUCUACCUCGUGGAUUUCUCGGUCACUGCCACCCAUGGAUUCUCAAAUAUUUACCCCUCUGUUGGUUCCAAGUCUUAGACACAAUGACCACAAGUAUGGAUUAGCAGUCAAGAUAGAGAAUCUACCCAGGAGAAUAGUUUGACUGCCUUUCUAGUUCUUCCUUCUUCCUCUCUGUCUAUCUUCCCCCCCAGUGGAUCCCUCAAGUUGCCUACAGGUGAAAUGGAUGGGAGGACUGACAGUUGGUUGAGAUCCACAGCUUGGAUUGUUAUUGGACACCUCUCUGCUGCUAUUUUGCUGUGGCACAACAAGAGCGUUUAUGUGAAAGAUGGGCAAGAGACAUUGCAAUAAUUUUAUGUGUUUGCUUACCUUGGAAAUCAUGGAGAUAUCCGUCACCUGAUUGUACAACACAAGUUGCUUUGUUUCAUCAUACUUUGGACAUUUUUGUAGUUAGAUUUUUUUUUUCCAUGAAAAGAUAUUUUUCAAAUAGACUGCAGUGUCUUUUUUUGUGGCCUCACACAGGACGUAAUGUAGGCCUGUUUGGCCUGUCAGAAGGCUCUCCUAAGGGAGGCAUAUGAGAAAUUUGGUAUCCCGAAACUCUGAAAGGAUUUAAUAUCCUCAAGGACUAAGUGAAACAAACGGGGAAUAUAGUAGCAGGUGGUGGUGUAGUAACAUGGCAGCAGAUCACGGCGAGCUACUGGCGGAGAUGUCCACGAUUGGGCGUCUGAGUGCCACAGAACGCCUAAAGCAUGCCCAGAAGCGACGCGCUCAGCAGCUGAAGGCUUGGGCACAGAUGGAGAAGGACGCAGCACGAGGGUCAAGGGCCAAAGCAGAUAAGAAGAAGCCACGCACCACCAAAGUGAAAUUCCCCAACACAAUCACCCUGCUAGAUGCAACCGCCCGCAACGACUUGAAUGAGGUGAGGGAGCUGCUGAACAGUGGUGUUAGCCCAGAUCUUGUCAACGAGGAUGGACUCACAGCCCUGCAUCAGUGCUGCAUCGAUGAUUUUGUGGAGAUAGUGCAGUGCCUGCUGGAUGCUGGUGCCAGUGUGAAUGCCUGUGACGGUGAGCUGUGGACACCGCUGCAUGCUGCUGCCACCUGUGGACACACUGGACUGGUGCAGCUCCUGAUUCAAGCUGGGGCUGACCUGCUGGCUGUUAAUGCGGAUGGCAACAUGCCCUAUGACCUCUGUGAGGACGAGGCCACCCUUGAGCUGCUGGAGAUGGUUAUGGCUGAACAGGGGAUAACUCAGGACCGUAUCGAUGAAUGCAGAGGGGCUAAAGAGGCAGCCAUGCUGGUGGACAUUCAGGCUCUUUUUCAGAGUGGAGCAGACAUAAACGCACAGGACAAUAAUGGAGCAACUCUGCUCCAUAUCGCAUCUGCCAAUGGCUAUGUAUCUGUAGCAGAGCUGUUACUAGAGAACCGGGCUCAGGUGGAGGUGAAGGAUGCUGAUGGGUGGACGCCGCUUCACGCCGCCUCCUGCUGGGGACAGAUCCAAAUAGUAGAGCUGCUGGUGGCCCAUGGAGCCAGUCUAAAUGCAAAGUCUGUCCUAGACGAGACACCUCUGGAUGUAUGUAUGGACGAGGAGGUCAGAGCCAAACUGAUGGACUUGAAGCACAAACACGAUGCCAUCAUGAAGAGCCAAGACAGGCACAAGGGCACGCUGCAAAGACGAGCAUCGAGCACUGGAAGCAGAGGUAAGGUGGUGCGUCGUGUCAGUGUGAACGAGCGCUCCAGUCUGUACCGGCGGGAGCACCACAAAGAGGCCAUGGUGUGGCAGGAGCGUGGCCGACAGCCCGAGCCACAGGACGACGAUGAGGACAGACAAACCGAUAAUGAGUUGCACCAGCAUGCCACCAUGGCUGCUGGUGGUGCAGCGACUUCACGUUCAGAGGAAGUGGAGUCUGCGGACAGGAAACUUGUCUCCAGCGUAGGGAAUGGAGAGACCUCUGUUUCUCUUGCCUCCUCUGUGCCUGGAGAGCUGUGGAUUGGUGGAGGUCCCAUGGAGCGCAGCGCCUCCUACCAGCUCAACCCUGUAAUAACAGAGGGUGAGGGGGCAGACAGUAUGACUCGGGAGAAAUCACACCACACCCUGGCCGAUCUAAAGCGCCAGCGGGCAGCCGCUAAGCUCAAUAAAUACCCAGCACCUCCGCCACCCCUGCACCCUCCCUUAGAAGAGGAGCCUUCUGUUGCACCAGCAGAGGCGACAACCACUCAGGCUCAGCCAGAGCCCCCAAUGACCCCUGUCGUAGAGCAAGUGGUCUCCCCCAGCCAGGUGUACUUCACCCCAGCCAGCGGGGAUCCUCCACUACUGAAACUUCGAGCCCCCGAGGAGGAGCAGUCCAACAAUAAGGAGCCUUGCUGUGGACUCAUGUAGUUCAAGUCACACACUCAAACACACUGCCUACACAGUACAGAGGCUGGACAUGUUACACCCCAAAGUGGCAAACACCUUUGAAAACACACACACUUUAAAUGAGUCACUGAAAUUAGGGCCACAUGCCAAUCAGGGUUUAAUCUACACUGCAGUCCAAGUGAACUAACGUGAUUCUAUGUCCUUAUUUCUUUUGCACUUAUCUUUUCCUUAAACAAAACUUCAUGCACAUCUCAUACUAAACAUUCACACUAAAGGGCUGCUUAAUCUGAUGCACAUUCUAGUGUUGCAAUGACAAUCGAAGGUCUGCCUCACUCAGUGUUCUUGGUCACUUUUUUACUCACCUCUUACUUAAUUACUCAAAUAGACUCACUGAAAAGUCUUAGAAUCAUGUGAAAGUUUAGAAAUCCUCAAAAAAAAAAACUGAAUGAAAAAGAAUUGCAGGUGAUUUAUCUUAAAUUAAAAACCAGGUUCUGUUUUUUUUUUGUUUUUUUUAACUGAAUGACUGCUAUUAAAGGUACGUGAUCUACAUUUGCAUACAUUUUACAUUAUCAGCAAGUGGUUUUGAUUUUUGGGAGGUUGAUUGGUUGCACUAGUUUCAUUAUAUAAUACAGCUAUUCAUGAAUUUGCAUUUACACAAAUAUGGACUGUUUCUUUGCUUGAUUUUUCUUCUAAGACUGAAAAUAUACUGUAACAGUUUUGUUACUUUCCAGUGCACAAAAAAGGCCUACAUUUCAAGUUUUGUAAUGGUGCAAUUUGUAAAUGAAGCAUUUGUCUAUAAUAAUAUUUAAAUCAAAAGAAAAAAGGACUCCGCUUAUUAUUAUCACAACCAGAUUCCUAUUUUUUCUGUCAGUAUUUCUUUUUUUUUUUUUUUCUACCAUCAGAAUGGAAUCACAUUAUUUAUUCCGUCUGAUGCUGAGAGUACAUGACUUGUACCAUUGUUAAAGUGUGAGGGCAAAAUAUUUUUAUGUUUAACAGAAUUAUCAGAGAUGAUAUUUAGUUUUAUUGUAAAACCAAGUAAACUUGUCAUAUGAUUGUUUAUCAAAGGUUGGUGCCUUCAUUAGGUAGCUUAUUUAAUGUAGGUUUGCGAUGCUUGCACGCAGUCCCACGUGUAAAUUUGGUGAGCGGUGGGAUUAAAUAAUCUAUCUGACAUGGACUUGAUGUACUGUCAAUGCACUCCGAUUUCUGUAUUGUAUUUCAGUUUUGCUAGUGAUUUUUACUGAUCCCUGUUUAGAAAAACGAAACAUAAAAAGAUGUUUUCACAAA
Messenger RNA from Stegastes partitus (bicolor damselfish), 3944 nucleotides. It is a transcript of the gene ppp1r16a, whose product is annotated as protein phosphatase 1, regulatory subunit 16A. The coding region runs from base 978 to 2681 and encodes 567 amino acids. Gene Ontology annotation, molecular function: myosin phosphatase regulator activity; enzyme inhibitor activity; protein binding. The record is from RefSeq and is a predicted model, not a curated record. Lineage: Eukaryota; Metazoa; Chordata; Actinopteri; Pomacentridae. Gene Ontology annotation, cellular component: cytoplasm. The transcript has 11 exons.